Messenger RNA from Cololabis saira (Pacific saury), 2196 nucleotides. RefSeq names its product tuftelin 1a (gene tuft1a). Gene Ontology annotation, biological process: intracellular signal transduction. The transcript is spliced from 12 exons. The coding region runs from base 113 to 1270 and encodes 385 amino acids. The record is from RefSeq and is a predicted model, not a curated record. Lineage: Eukaryota; Metazoa; Chordata; Actinopteri; Beloniformes; Belonidae. Gene Ontology annotation, cellular component: intracellular anatomical structure.
AACACCUCACACCGAGCAGCAGCUACUCCACAGAGACACAUCCAUACCUCCCCCUCAUUUAUUUAUUUAUUCACUAUUUGUUUUUGGACUAUUUAUUCUGUCUCUGUCCAAGAUGAACGGGGUGACGAGGAGUCUGUGCACAUUUGAAGACAUCAGAAAUCAAGAAUAUGCAGAGCAGUGCAGGGGACUGCGGCUCACGCUGCACGACCAGAACGAGGCCGUCAGGAGCACAGAGCAGCACAGAGACAAGCCAAUUGGACGAGCUUUUGCACUUGUGCAACCGGCUAGCGACAGAACAACUGUGAACCCCGAACCGGUGAAGUCGACAGAGGAGCAGGUGGAGAUCAUCAAGGUUUAUCUGGAGGCCAACAGACAGCAGCAGCAGAAGCAGCAGCAGAGCCUGAAGAUGCUGUCAGAUGAAGUAUCACAGAUACAGGAGGUGAGGUAUUGCCUGAAGAGUCUGAGGGAGCAGAUGGCGAUCAAACACAAGCCAAACAUAAAUGGGUGGAAGGUUGGAAUCCCCUUCAGGAAGAAUGGCUCGUCCACCCCCAAAGGAGGAGCCAAAGCUGACACGCAGGAUGCAGAUGACGAAGAAGAGAGAAAUAAACUGCGAGAAGUCAGUAAGCGUCUAUAUGCACAGCUGCAAGAAGCAGAAAAGAAGCACAUGGAUGAGAAAGAGAAACUGCAGGCUGAGGGCAGCAGGCUCAGGGAACAUCUGAGCAACCAGGAGGAGAAGUUGCGGGUUACAAAAGAAGACAGUGAAGAGAAAGAUACGCGCAUAGAAGAGCUCCAGAGGCUGCUGGGAGGAAUGGAGCAGGAGAGCGCCACGCUGAGGGAGGCAAUCCGCGGCCGUGAGGAUGAACUGCACGAGCUGCGAAAGAUCAGAGAAGAAGGCCACAAUGGAGAGCAAAGGACUCAACAGUUGGAGAAGGAGGUGGCUGUUCUCAAAGAAAAGAUCCACCAUCUGGAUGAUAUGCUGAAAUGCCAGCAGAGGAAAGUCAGGCACAUGAUUGAACAGCUCCAGAACUCUCGCAUGGUGAUCCAGGAGCGAGACCGCGUGAUCAGAGAGCUGGAGGAGAAAGUGGCAUUUUUGGAGGCUGAGAAUCGGGAAAUGCAUGACCAGAUAGACUACUUCCUUGGUGGACAAAGGUCAACUUCAUACCUGUCAUCCGAGCGGAACCCCCAGAUUGUUUACAGUAAACCACUCAAGCCAUCCACGUCCUCCAACAAACCACUCCCUUUGAUCAAAGUCAUCGAGAUCAAGUCAUGAAGAUCCUGCGCAGAGGAAGCAGACCCACCCGGACCAAAGUGAAACAGCAGCUCUACUAAAUAGAAAGAUCAGAGCUGAGCCUUCUUACACUGUCAACUCUGACAAUUCAAUGAAAAGAUUUGGACCAAGCACUCUUUGAAGGAAACAAUGGACAGUUUGGCAGCACACAUUGUGCAUGUCUAUAAUGAAUGUACAUAUUGUAUAUCAGCUUAGAUGUAGCUACAGUAGACAAACGGAUGUACAUUUUGUGUUUUACUCGCAAUGCUGCCAAGUGCAUACCAGUGUUUUCUCUGUCCUGCUUGUUUUCAUCACCUGUUUGACCUUUGGGUUUAUGAUGUUGUGGCACAAAACGCAGAGUGACAUAGUUUUUCCAAGUUCAUGACCCAGUGUCAUGACCCAUAAACCUCAUGUAGGGCAAUGUAGUAUCAGCUGACCAAGCUUUCCUGACAGAUCAUGUGAACGACCUUAACCAGAUGAUUUAAAGUGUGUCCUUGUACUCAUCAAUCAUCUCUGACUCUGUUCACUUGUGUGUGAAUGGUAUAACACUCUAAUAUGUAACUGAAGAUUAUCUUGUCAUUAUGUUUGUUGGGUUCGCUGACAUAGUUUUAAAAAACUGACUGGCCUUUAAGCCCCCAUAAUUAGGGCACUUUAUGAAACUUAAUUAAGUACAAAUGAAGACUUUUAGCAUUAUUGCUGUUUCAUUAGUACCGUUAGCAUAUCUUACAUUUCAGUUCCCUGUCAUUGUGUAAAAAGUCUACUUGUAUAUAUUGUCAAUGAAUGGGAUUUGAUUUUUUUUUUAUUUUUUAACUAUUGUCUCCAUUGUAUUUAUUUAUUAAUAACCUUUGACACUUUGAUAAAGGUUUUUUAUUAAGUGCAUCUUAAUCCGUUUUGUGUUUGUUGUUAAUAGAAUAAAUGCUUUAACUUGA